Molecule: messenger RNA, 11565 nt
Organism: Folsomia candida
Lineage: Eukaryota; Metazoa; Arthropoda; Collembola; Entomobryomorpha; Isotomidae
Gene: DIP2
Product: disco-interacting protein 2
Exons: 56
Coding region: 2791-10149 (2452 amino acids)
Source: RefSeq, a predicted model, not a curated record
AAGUUAAUUCGGAUGUUGUGCUGUGAACGUUAAACAUAAUUCCGGUUACAUCACACAACUCAACAGGCAACCGGAAGUUAAAUUGCAGUUAUAUACUGCAUUUUAAUUCCUCAAUUAUCGCAUAAAAGUUUUAAACUGUAUCAUCUCGUGAGCUUUGCACUUCAAUCCCAGCCAUCACCCCCUUGCACACAGAAGAAAUAAUUAUAUUUGAUAUUUGGCUGAUGUGACGGAGCUUUUAUUCAAGACACUUUAAGUGUGCGGUGUUGCUGGCAAUGUACAAGUGAAUGUGGUGGGAGAUUUUCCCAUGUAAAAACUGGGGCCGGCUAAUUUUGCAGUUAUCUGUCUUAGCCAAAGGCGAAUAAUAAAGUACACUAGAGUACAGUUGACUCUGCUUUGGCGUGUAAACAUUUACUAUUUGGUUUAUCUUUUGCGUAUACGAUAAGAAUUGUUGUUGGUCUUAUGAAAUGGAUAAGUGCUUCACAUGAGUGGCAGUAUCAUUCUAUUAUUAUUAUUAUUAUUAUUAUUAGUGAGUUAGCAGGUAGAAUGACAGUCAUUAUCAUAGGGUUCAUGUUGGACGGACCACCGCAACAAAAGUGUCAAGCGUUGCAGAUUCUCGAGUCGUGCGAUAGAGUGACUAAGCAAUGAACAAAGUUAUAAUUGCAAAAAAAGUGAUUGGAGGACCAAGUUUUGUUGUCUGUUAUGAGCAUCAAACUCAUCUAUGGUUUGAUCUGCUGUGCAUUGGGUCUCAGGGUUUAGUUUGAUUAAAGAAUGAAUUGAGACAAAGGUGCAUGUAGAAAUAUUAGUAUUUGACCUUCGGUGAGGUAAUUUCUAAUGCCAUCAAUCUCAUUCAAAACAACGUUCAAUAAUUAUUAAGGGAGGAUCAAGAGUGCAAAGAAUGCCAGGGACCAGCUUUGUUGCUCUUUCGUGCCAGUUGAAUAGCAUAAAAUAUUUAAUUGAAAGUGCUAAUUGUCGCAAGUGAAGUUCUUCGCUGGUUGGUUGUAAAUCUGGAAUCUUGUUGGACGAUUUUUAGUUUUGCAACAUGUCGUCACACAUUAGGAUGACUGAUGCAAAAACGCAUUUAGAACAAUGACACAUUAUGUGAACUACAAGUAGAAAACAAUGCAGCGUGUGGAAAUCGUGCGAAAUUUAGUCAAGAGGACGAGACGACAAAUCCAAUUCAACUGAUGUUGUGGCAAUAAUAAUAAUACCAAUAACUGGAUGGAUGUCGUGUACGUAUGUAUAAUAGGCGCACACAACCCUUUCUGAUAAGAACAGAAGAUGGGACUCAUUCUCAUCAAAUUGCGAAGGCAUAAACUACGAGACAAUCUGAUUCUUCAUCGCACGAACGCACCAGUGUGUGUGUAUACGUUGUUCUCAUUCUUUAAUACAUAGUGCGCUCCUAGUAAUUUCUCUGUUAAGUUAACUAACUAGAGUUGCAUUUGUUACCUAUUUCUUUAUUGGGUUUGUUCGACUCACUCCUCACUGCGACACAGACAACGACAAGACCAAGAGAUUGGCUGCACUAUCUUCAGUUAAGUGGAAGAAGAAGAAGAUUGCUCUCAUCAGCGAAAUAAGUUAAUGAGGCAGCAGUCAGUGAAGUGAAAUCAUCGGUUGUACACUUUGAUUCGGCAUUUUGAAUUGUAUUGUUGUUGCUGCAUUGUCAAUUGUGUUUUGACUAUAAUUGAGCUGUGUAAUUUGCCAGUUGGGUGGGGGAGUGCCAAUCAGUCUUCAGUGCUAUGAAACAAGAUUUGCAGGUCGAAGCAUUUAUGCCAAAACUAAUUGAGACUAUCUCAAGAGUCAGAGUUUAGAGUUUUGCAGCAAGUGUUUCUUGAUCCGUGUACAAGAAUUGCUGAUAAUUGUACUUUUCUUGCUCCUCGGUGCUAUCAUAUCACAAAGUAUAAAAAGUAUUUGACAGUCGUCCGUUCUGUGCAUUGCAUGGUUCGUUAUCCUCGUUGAGUUUAAAUGAGACAUUUAGAUGUGGUUAGAGGAAAUAGCGAAAAAAAUCGUAUAUGCUGUGUGAAUUUGCCGUGCUUGAUGUUGUGUUCUGAAAAGCGAGUAACAGGUUAACCGACAAACAAUCAACAAUAGAAAAAGCAAAAUUCUUCUUCUUGGAGAAUACCUGUUCCUCAACUCUUUUAUUCCUAAGAGCAACAGUCAGUACUACUAGACAGGCCUUACAUAGUUUUAACUGUGAAGUGGUUUGGCUUAGCGCAAUAAAUCUCAAUAUGACGACCAGGAAGCUAUUGCAGGACGAUGCUGACUGCUGCUAUGUCUCCCAGCCAGCAGCCUCAGAUUUUCAAGCUACCCCAUGUGGAUCAUAAGAAAUAAAUUUUGGUGAUAAUGAGGAUUGGAUUAUUACAACCCCGCAGUUCCAAUAUAUGUGCAAACUCCAUGGGAGGAGGAUUGCUGCGGAACUGACUGGCUGAAGUAGCUUCUGUAUGCGGCGUCUCAUAGAGAGUGACAUAUUUGAGAUUUAAUGACUGCAAUGUAAUUAAUUUUUCACUAGAUUGUGCACAGUACUGUUAUGCAUGGAACAAUCCUGUGGGUUUCAGUUGUAAUAAUGAAUUGGUACAUGAAAACAAGGACAAAUAGUUCAGUUCAAAUUGUGCUGGGCUCAAGAAUAGCAAGUGAUAUAAUACAUACAUACAUUAGAUUUGAGCAUAGUUGCAUUCUUGUACCUUAGAAUAAUAAUACAAAUUGUGAGACUUGACCAAUUUUUCAUCGCAAGUUUAGAAAAAUCUUAAAUUAGAGGAGAUCCUUUUACCUGCAUAAAAAUACCGUAAAGUCAAGAUGGGGAUUUCAUGGGAUAAAUUUCGUCGGCUAAUGGGCGGUCGUAAAAAGCAUGAACACGAGAUUGACUCGGCGAAAUUUCAGAAAAGCUAUUCCUUUAAGCGUGGCUCCGUCCGGAAAAGUGUUCGCCGAGGAGUAGUCGCCGGGCCUUCUUCCAACACGAGCAAAGUCCAAGGGGUCUCUUUGAAAGAAUUUUCAGAAGAGUCGUCCCCACAACCAACUAAACGCCACGGAGGUUAUUAUGACGCGGAAGUGGAUGCGAAUGUGGUUGGAAACGGUGCAAACAGUGCUUUAUUGGAUCCAAGUUGUUUGAAGGGCAAGUACGAGGUCGAGUACGAUCGUGAAAACAAUUUGCAAGUUGUAAAAACAUUCUCAACCACCCCGCAAAAACCACCACCUCCAUCGCCACUAGGAUUAUUAUCACCUUUAGAUCAGUCUCUCCCACCAAGUAACGAUUAUUCUAAUGGCAACAACAUGAUGGGCACAACAUUUGUCUUAAACCACAGCAGUAAUAAUAAUGGGAGCAACAACAAAGGAGAUCAUCCGUCUGAUUCGGGAUUGAGUAGAUGGACUCCAAUGAUAAGCCCAAUGGGCCGUAAGCAACGGACAGAGAAUAUAAAGCGUCUAAUGAGCGCUGCCGAGUGUGAGGACGACUCGGAGUGGAUUGACUGCGAGAAUUGCACUAAUGAUGAUGGAAAUGAUGAUGAGGAUGAUAAAAUUUACAACAAUGAAGACGGAGAAGAAAGCAGAAGAGUCAGAGCUGCUAGAAAUAAAUUACGCAUGAAUGAUUUACCUCCUGGACGUGUUGGGAGAGGAGAGGAGGAUGACAGUGAGAUUUGCGAAGACGAAUUUUACCUCUCCAUGUUAGCAGGAUCCCCAAAACCAUUAAGACGAAGCAAGGAUUCGGCCUUAUCUCGUUUGACCUCGUCAGAGUCAAGCAACACUAGUCACAGUAGAAGAAGUCGUAUUGGAAGCGAUUACAGCGGUGGUAAAUGUGGCAGUCGGAGUAGGUUAAGUGCCUCUGCCUUGGAUUUGGUGGAAGAAGCCGAAAAUUCCUUGGGUGAUAUAGAAAACAAAUCCGAUGGAGGUAACCUAAACAAUGACAGUGAUAAAUACAACGACGAUGCAACUCUCGAUAAAAACUUGUCUUUAUUAGACAGUGGCUGCUACAACUAUAACAGUGCUAAAUUGAGUAUAAAUGCUCCUACUCCAUGCGAAUCUCUGUUGUAUAAUCCUAAUGAAAUGUGCAAUAAACAUUCGUCAGAAGGGGAAAAGGAACAGCUUCAUCCUCCUCCACCACCACCUCAGUCUUCUCUUGAAAGAGCCAUGAUGAUAUCUUCUUCCUCCUCCUCCUCCUCCCCCUCAGCCUUGGUCAUCAAUCAGGAUAACACAACACCCAAAAGUUUCUGGUGGACACAGAAACCUGGAUCCACCAUGACCACUUCUUCCGGAGCCUCAAAGGAUUCAGGCUUCUCUCUGGGUCGCUCAUGGGCAUGGGGAAUUGCGUCACGAAUGUUUGGUAAAAAAACCAGAGGUGUCAAAGGUCCUGUCCUCAGCGUUAGCAAGGAAGGUUACUUUCAAAGAAGCAAUUUCAAUUUGAAGAGAAACAGCAUUCGAAAGCCCACUUAUCCGAUCCGAUCCUCUGGAGCAAGGCGGUCUAGUGCGAGGCUACGGAAAAGCGGAAAGAAGAGACGAUUGCUAAAUAAUAACCCUUCUGGUCAUCUUGUUGGAGUUGGUCAACUCAUUCCAGCAGCCUCAAUGACUAGUCUGAUAUUCCACGAACAUGACAUUAUGUUGGCGAGACAAUGUGCAAUUGAUGUUCACCAGAUGGAAGAUCCGUACUCUCUUAAUACUAACCGCAUUUUGCCCUCGUAUUCUUGCGAUCCAUUUGUUUUUGUCGCUCCGGAGCGGAGGAAAAGUAAACAUCCCGAUAUCAGUGCUCAGUUCAAAGGCUGCUCAGAGAUCCGAUUUCCGUUUCCCUUUGAAGAUGAACAAGGACAGAACAAUUCUCUUAAUGAUCCAAGUUUUGCAUGCUUUGAGGAAAUUAAAUUGCCUCGCUUGAGAUGUGAAAGUCGACAGGAAAACAUUGUCAUUACCAAAGUCACGGAAUUAGAGAAUGUCAGUUUAAAUGAGUGUAAAUUGAAGUGGAGUUUGGGUAGGAGUUCAAACAAUUUAUGCGACCCGGAUAAAACUCAACUUGUUGAAGGGGAUGGAAAAAGUGAAAAUAACGCAAAGUUAGGCGACGUGGUGGCAGACAUUGAUGAAGUUUGCGACAGGUUGUCCAAGAAUUCAUUCCAUAGUCAAACGGAACACGAACCCCUUGAAUCGGAAGCAACCAGAAGCGUUGUUACAUCUCCAAACUCGUCGUCGUCACUCGCAUCGAAUGAGAAAGAAAAUUUUGGACCCAUGAGACGAAGGGCAUCUUCGAAACGCAAGCGAAUAGUCAAAGUUAUUGCAGUAAAGCCGUCUGUUGCUCCUGUCCAUAGGCGACACUCGACACUUUAUCGAAAGGCGAAACUUGGGCACAAUUUUGCCCUCCCAAGGCCUACAGUCAAAAUGGGUGAUAUAACACAAAAGGGUUAUGAGAAGAAGAAAACCCGUAUUCUGGCACCCUACGCCCCGAAACAAGUCCUGGCCCCCAAGAUAAGUGAAGGAGCUGCAAGUCCAAGCACACGGGCCAAAAGAAGGGCACACAGAAAUGUCACCAGAAACGAAAGCAGAUACCAUUCAGAGGUCCGCCAGGAAGCGGUUCAACAAGCGCUCGCUGCAAUGUCAAGUCGUCCGAAACCAUCACUUCCAAUGCCGUCCAGGCGAAACUGUCCAGGGGGCUACCAGCCAGGCGACUCUAGUACGGAUGACGAUAGCGUUGGGAACGAAGAAGGUGACCACGAAGAUCAAGAUUCUGGAACCCCACCUGAACGUUCAGCAGGUCGCGUAACUAAUGAAACUCCACAACCAUUAGUGAUUUCUGACAGUAGUAGCGGCUCACAAACACAAAUGUCGGGUCCUCCAAAACUUCCAGAGAGAAAUCGAGUAUCAAAUGGAUCCGGACCAACCUUGACCUAUUCAAAUUUAGGAAAUUUGGCAGGAGGUAACCUUGGGUGGGAGGAGAAGCCUGUUUCAGCUCCAAUUGUAGCUCCUGAACAUCGCAGCAAUAGAGAUGAACAACAACGGAAGGCGCCGUCCGAGACACACCAAGCGUAUAACCAGCAACAGCAAAUCAUUCAGAGAAAUAGUCGACCUGAACUUACAGAUUUGGUGGAAGCCAUGAAUAACCUAAGAGCACAUCAAUCACAAACCCAAGUUUCACAAAUGCCUCCAGAUGUGACCUCCACUGGUAACUCAAGGCGUCUGGCACCUGCAGACAGAGUUAACCGACAGAAUAGAAGUCAGUCAUCAUCUGAUCAAAGCUCAGGAACUUUGACUGGAACUGGGAGGUGGAAGGUUUCCGCAAAAAUUCAGCAGCUUCUAAAUACAUUAAAACGGCCAAAACGUCGUCCUCUUCCCGAGUUUUAUGAAGAUGACGAUAUCGAAUUAGAAAUUGCAGCUAAGCACAAGGAUCCUAAUGCACCAGCUCCCGAAGGAAGUCAAAUGUCUCCUGCGGUAGGAGAACAGCUAACCAUUCCAUCUGGCCUACCACGCAAUCUUGAGGCAGCGGUCCAACGUUAUGGAUCGGCCACGUUCAAAGCUCCAGUUGCAACUGUAUUAGAUCCAAAUGGCAAGUUGAUGAUCACGUUGACAUAUGGAAAACUCCUAUCUCGUUCACAUAAGAUUGCUUUUGCAUUGGUCAACAAAACCGGUCAUAGAGGGGAAAGUAUUGUCAAAACCGGAGAAAGAGUUGCUCUAGUCUACCCCAACAAUGAUCCAAUCAACUUUAUGUGUGCCUUUUACGGAUGUCUUUUUGCGGGCAUUGUUCCUGUCCCUAUUGAAGUCCCUUUAACACGAAGGGACGCUGGAUCUCAGCAAAUUGGAUUCCUUCUUGGGAGUUGCAAUGUCUCGGUGGCUCUGACUUCUGAACUUUGUCUGAAAGGGCUUCCUAAAAUGGCUGCAAAUGGAGAAGUGGUUGCAUUCAAAGGGUGGCCAAAAUUGAACUGGGUGGUAACGGAGCACCUGGGAAAGACUCCAAAAGAUUGGUCUCCAUCGCCUCGCGUGACAGAUGAAACCCCUGCUUACACUGAGUACACGAAUGACCGGGAUGGAAGUGUUAUGGGAGUCACAGUCAACAGAGCUGCUACAUUAGCACAUUGUCGCAGCCUAACGACAGCAUGCAAUUAUACGGAAGGCGAAGUUAUGGUGUGCGUCUUAGAUUUCAAGCGAGAAGUUGGGUUGUGGCACAGUAUCUUGACAUCGGUAUUCAAUGGAAUGCAUGUCAUUUUUAUACCAUACGCAUUGAUGAAAGUCAACCCGGCAUCAUGGAUGCAAAUGAUUACGAAAUAUCGUGCGAGCAUUGCAGUAGUGAAAUCUCGGGAUCUUCAUUGGGGGUUGCUGGCUACAAGGGAUCAUCGCGACAUAAGCUUAGCAUCCUUGAGAUUGCUCCUUGUUUCCGAUGGCGCAAACCCGUGGUCGUUGUCUUCUUGUGAUCAGUUUCUAUCGGUUUUCCAAAAUAAAGGAUUACGACCUGAUGCUAUUUGUCCUUGCGCUUCCAGUUCAGAGGCUCUCACUGUAUCACUUCGAAGACCUGGACGAGCCGGUGUGAACGCUACUGGUCGAGGAGUAUUGUCUAUGCAAGGAUUAAGCUAUGGGGUUGUUCGAGUUGACCAAGAAAAUUCGCUGACUUCGUUAACUCUUCAGGAUUGUGGCCAGGUAAUGCCUGGAGCUGUGAUAGUAGUAGUCAGGAUGGAUGGCGUACCAAGUUUAUGCAAAACAGACGAGGUUGGAGAAAUCUGUGUCAACAGCUCUGCGAGUGGGUCGGGAUACUGGGGGCUACAGGGACUUACAAAUCAGACCUUCAAGGUCCAGCCGUUACAGGCUGAUGGGACGACAAUAAGCGAUGCAGAGUACGUUCGCAGUGGAUUAUUAGGAUUCUUGGGACCGGGCGGAUUAGUUUUCGUUUGUGGUUCUCGAACUGGACUCAUGAGCAUCAGCGGUAGAAAGCACAACGCUGAUGACAUUAUUGCAACAGUUCUGGCCGUGGAGCCAAUGAAAUUUAUUUAUCGGGGCAGAAUUGCGGUUUUUAGUGUGAAAGUGCUGCGAGAUGAACGAAUUUGCGUAAUUGCGGAACAGCGGCCUGAUUGUAGCGAAGAGGAGAGUUUUCAAUGGUUAUCGAGAGUUCUGCAAGCUGUUGAUUCUAUUCAUCAAGUUGGGAUUUAUUGUUUGGUGUUGGUUAACCCAAAUUGUUUACCGAAAACACCAUUGGGAGGAAUUCAUUUGUCCGAGACAAAAAGACGGUUUCUCGAUGGUAGCCUCCAUCCUGCCAAUGUACUCCUUUGUCCUCAUACUUGCGUAACAAAUUUACCAAAACCACGUGAGAUCCAUUCGGAUGUUGGCCCAGCCAGUGUAAUGGUAGGGAAUAUUGUGCAAGGAAAUCGUUUAGCUUCCGCUUCUGGAAGAGAUUUAGGAGUUGUCGACGAAGACUCGGAUACCGCUAAAAAGUACCAGUUUAUUUCUGAGAUUUUGAAGUGGAGAUCUACGUCUACGGCGGACCAUGUAAUAUUCACACUGCUUAACUCGAAAGGGGCCGUUUCUACUACAAUGACUUGUUCGCAAUUACACAAACGGGCUGAACGAGUUGCAUGUCUUCUGCUAGACAGGGCAAAGGUUAACACUGGGGAUCACGUCGCUUUGGUCUACCCCCCAGGACUGGAUCUUAUUGUAGCCUUCUAUGGUUGUCUUUAUGCAGGUGUCGUACCUGUCACAGUCAGACCACCACAUCCACAAAAUUUACAAACAACGUUACCAACUGUUGCAAUGAUUGCAAAUAUCAGCAAGUCUGUUUUGAUCUUGUCGACACAAAACGUCAUCAAAUUACUAAAGUCAAAGGAGGCUAGUAAUGUGGUGGAUAUAAAAUCUUGGCCACUAACGUUGGAUACUGAUGAUCUACCCAAGCGGAAGCUGCCAAAUAUCUAUCGUGCCCCGACUGCAGAAAUGAUUGCCUAUCUGGACUUUAGUGUUUCAACUACUGGCAUGCUGGCUGGAAUUAAAAUGAGCCAUUCAGCUGUCACGUCUUUGUGCAGAUCUAUGAAGCUCGCUUGUGAACUUUAUCCCUCUCGCCAUGUCGCAUUGGUGUUGGACCCAUACUGCGGACUCGGAUUUGCACUGUGGUGUUUAAGCAGCGUGUACUCUGGACAUCACUCAAUAUUGAUACCGCCCUCAGAAGUUGAAGUUAACCCUAGUCUGUGGCUCUCAGCCGUCAGUCAAUACAAAGUUCGCGACACAUUUGCCUCUUACGGUGUCAUGGAACUAUGCACAAAGGGCCUCGGUUCAUCAGUGGGACUCUUGAAGCAAAAGAACGUGAAUUUAGCUUGUGUUCGGACGUGUGUUGUUGUCGCAGAAGAACGGCCUCGAAUCAAUCUUACCUCAAGUUUUUCUAAACUGUUCGGACCGUUAGGAUUGAGCCCACGAGCUGUUUCCACUUCAUUUGGGUGUCGCGUAAACAUUGGAAUUUGUUUGCAGGGUGCAUCUAGUCCUGAGCCAUCGACCGUUUACGUAGACCUUAGAGCUCUUCGAAAUGACAGAGUUACUUUAGUUGAACGAGGAGCACCGCAUAGUUUGUGUCUUAUGGAAUCAGGAAAACUUCUACCGGGAACCAAAGUUAUUAUUGCAAAUCCUGAUACAAAGGGACAGUGCGGCGAUUCUCACCUCGGAGAAAUUUGGGUGCAGUCUCCCCAUACGUCUGGUGGUUAUUUCACUAUCUUCGGAGAUGAAAGCAGCUAUGCAGAUCAUUUCAAUGCACGCCUUGUAACUGGAACCACCGGAGAGGUGUACGCCAGAACUGGAUAUCUCGGAUUUCUACGGCGCACUGAAAAUGUUCAAGCUGAUGGAGAGCUUCACGAUGCCGUAUUUGUUGUUGGAGCCUUGGAUGAAACAAUUAUGUUACGCGGAAUGCGGUAUCAUCCCAUUGAUAUUGAGAUAUGCAUUUUGCGAUGCCACAAGAAGGUUUCAGAAUGUGCCGUUUUUACAUGGACGAAUUUGUUGGUUGUGGUUGUGGAGUUGGAAGGGAGUGAGAGUGAAGCCCUUGACCUUGUUCCGUUGGUGACGAAUUGUGUGCUUGAAGAACAUUUUUUGAUUGUGGGAGUGGUCGUGGUUGUCGACCCUGGGGUUGUUCCCAUUAAUUCUCGAGGCGAAAAGCAGCGGAUGCACCUUCGAGACGGAUUUUUGGCGGACCAGUUGGAUCCCAUUUUCGUCGCUUAUAACAUGUAACAGAAGAUCGCAAGACGCAAGUUUAAGACUUUUUAUACGAGUGUAGUCAGUGUAUUAGCAUAUAAUGUGUGCAGCUAUAUACAUGGUUGAAUCAAUAGUUUAUUUAAUUGGAGCUUAAUAUUCAGCAGCCAGCCCACUCUCAGCCAAGUUCUAAUUAUUAUAACCCGUAUUGUUAUUUAUUUCCUACACAUGUACACAGUUUAUGUAGCUGACAAUUUCAUUUCCUCAAAUUCUUGAUCUUUCGUUUCUGUGAUGCAAUUCCAUAAUUUUGUGUGCUUUGUAUUAACUUUCCAUGAAGUCUUUAAACUACUGGAGAAUCUGUUUACUGAAAUAAGUUUUAUAUUUUAUGAGACUGAUUAUUUGACAAACGCAUCACAUCUCUGGGCGUUUUACAAACUUUAAACUUUUUAUUAACAUUAUAGUGAACCACUGUAUAAUCAAUCGCUCACAAAUAUGCCCAAGAUAUUAUCAGUCAACACUACACAUUACUACACGUACAUACACAUUAUUAUUAGUCAAGAUACUACUGUAACAAUCUUGAAUCCAAAAAAGUAGAGGUUCGAUAGUGAGGCAAUGCAUAAAAAUAUGUUAAACUUACAAGCCUUGUAUACCGCUUGUUGAAUGUCGGCUUACAAAUUUCCAAAUUUGAUAUCAAGUUGAUGAAUAACACAAAAUUGUUCGCUCUUCAUGUAAGUACAAAAGACAACACUUUCGAUAUUUCGAUAAGUAAAUGUACUAACAUUUGUAAUUGACCAUAGCUUUGGUCAGUGCCAUAGACAAAGAUGUUAGUCAUGUAUCUUAUGUAUAAGGUUUAUUUGUGCUCAAGUUUUGUAACGCGCUAGUUGUGAUGUUUAUUAACAAAAAAUUGCUUAGUACGACUACCUAAGUUGCUCCUACAUAGACAAGAAAUAUUGCAAUUUGAAAACCAUUUUGCAACAGUUACCUUUAUAUUGUUUGUAGUUAUUUAUAAAUUUUCCAUACAAUAAUUAUAUUUCGAGAAUACUUCUAAAGUCAACCUUGAGUUUUUUCUGUAAAGGCGUUUCAUUUUUUUCAAGAUUUUUAUUUACGUACAUUUACGUUCAUUUUAUGUAAUUUAAGUAGGUGAUAAUUACUUAUUACACUUAAUGAAGUAUAGCCAUUUAAAGAGAUGAGGAAGAAAGCAUUGCCUAUUAAACAUGUAUUGUUCUCAGCCAUUUGCAAUGACUUGUUACAUAUUCCAUUUCUCACCAUUUACCUUUAUAUGUAAAUUACCAAAAUGGGAGUAAAUAAGCAAGUUAGUCAAGAGGCAUGGUUGUACGGUUGUACGAUACGUUGUCAAAAAUCGAUUUGAAUAAGUGACAUCUAUUAUUAUUAUGUUAUUAUUAUCAGUUGACUAUUAAUGAUGAAUAAACGCACAUGUGUUGCGCAUGAAUCGUA